Saccoglossus kowalevskii is the source of this 4654-nucleotide messenger RNA. Its product is annotated as alsin-like. Lineage: Eukaryota; Metazoa; Hemichordata; Enteropneusta; Harrimaniidae. Gene Ontology annotation, cellular component: cytoplasm; intracellular membrane-bounded organelle. The record is from RefSeq and is a predicted model, not a curated record. Gene Ontology annotation, molecular function: guanyl-nucleotide exchange factor activity; small GTPase binding. Gene Ontology annotation, biological process: regulation of GTPase activity; endosomal transport.
UACAGGAUCCGAAACCGCAUCAUCGUUUGUGUCCAAGUACAUCCAAUCAGCAAGUGCAGAUUCUGUAUAUGAAGUGAACUAUGAUGAUAACUCGAUGGAAGGUUCGCUGUCUUCUAGUAUGGAUUCUAUGCAGCAUAAAGCAUGGAUUGCAGACGUAUCGCCAUCAGCUGAUGACAUGACAUUACAAACUGAAGUAUGGAGCUGGGGGAAGGGUAACCUUGGACAGCUGGGACAAGGUGAUUUACUAGACAGAAUUCAGCCGACCUUAAUCAAGACACUUAGUGCUAAGAAUAUAAUUCGUGUGGCUUCAGGUUCUGCACAUUCUAUAGUGCUUAGUAGCAGUGGACAGGUGUAUUCCUGGGGUUCAAACAACGAUGGUCAGCUUGGUCACACUGGUCAACUUGCACCAAAGAGAGUUAAGGUACCAUCCAAUGUACCAGUAUGGGAUAUAGCUGCUGGUACCAACCAUACAUUACUACUUGCUGAUGGACAAUCCUAUCAACCAGAGAUAUAUUAUAUUGGAAGACAACCAGGUCUGCAAGAGUUGCAGAGUUUUAUUCGACCGGCCACUCCUGAUAAAGACGCUGUGAAGCGGAGGUCUACCAUACCAAAGGGACCCACGGUCAAAUAUGUACCUCGGGUGAAACAACCAGAAAGACUGCAAUUUGUGAGAAGGCUGGGUUGGGUAAGAAGUAUAGCUGCAGCAGGUGACCAAUGUGCAUGCAUUGUUGAUAAGAACUCGAGUGGAUUUGUCUCAAUUUUACAUGAAUUUGCUUCCACUGAAAGAAUGUUUUACCAACAACUAGUAACAUUGAAAGGACAAAUAUUUAAAUCACUCCUGUCAACAGAAUUCUUCAAGCCAUUGGAGUCAUCAGUGUAUGGUCCACCACUGAAAGAAAUUGCAGAUGCAUUUGGUGUUAUCUCCAAUAUUGUGGGUAGAAACUCGAUACAAAUAACGGCAGUUGUUCAGAACAACCAAGAUCUCUUUGAUCUGAGUAUACUGAGUAAUUACAAAGAGUCAAUCGAGGCGUUUGAUAGAUAUGGUAGUUACUUUGCCAAUCUCACCGCCAUUGCAGUCUUCCAACAUAUCGGCACAAAUUUAGGUGAAUUUCUAGCAAAGCAUGACACGUUGCUUAAUGAAUUGGUGGGAGAAGAAGAAAAACAACCAAACACUGUUGCUGCAUUUCAUUAUGUUUUAUUGUCACCUGUUAAGAGAAUAAAAGAAUACAGUCGAUUAAUUGGACAGAUUAUGCAGCACUUCUCACAUAAUACCGUUGAACACAGUCAGCUGAGAGAAGUUGGGUCAACAUGGGAAACAUUGAAAAAUGUUAUUCAAAUUAGGUUAGGCGAUGCAGAGAAAACCAAGGCAUUCUGGGAAGGAUGUCCCCCUAAGUUAGCGGAACAACUAAAGACUCCAGAUAGAAGAAUAAUCAGAGAUAGUAAAACGUUUACUCUCAAUCUUGCCUCUGCAUCUAGAUUUUCGAGUAACUGUAAACUAUCCCAAUUGGCUGACAAUGAGCUGUUCCAAUUGGUUGAAAGUAAACUAUUCCAAUUGGCUGAUAUUAAACUAUUCCAAUUGGCUGACAUUAAACUAUUCCAUUUGGCUGACAUUAAACUAUUCCAUUUGGCUGACAUUAAACAAUUUCAAUUGGCUGACAGUAAACUGUUGCAAUUGGCUGACAGUGAGCUGUUCCAAUUGGCUGACAUUAAACUAUUCCAAUUGGCUGACAUUAAACUAUUCCAACUGGCUGACAGUAAACUAUUUCAAUUGGUUGACAGUAAACUAUUCCAAUUGGUCGACAGUAAACUAUUCCAAUUGGCUGACGGUAAACUGUUCCAAUUGGCUGACAGUAAACUAUUCCAAUUGGCUGACAGUAAACUGUUGCAAUUGGCUGAUAGUGAGCUGUUCCAAUUGGCUGACAGUAUACUAUUCCAAUUGGCUGACGGUAAACUGUUCCAAUUGGCUGACAGUAAACUAUUUCAAUUGGCUGACAGUAAACUAUUCCAAUUGGCUGAUAUUGAGCUAUUCAAAUUGACUGACAGUAAACUAUUCCAAUUGGUUGACAUUAAACUAUUCCAAUUGGCUGACAGUAAACUAUCUCAAUUGGUUGACAGUAUACUAUUCCAAUUGGCUGACAGUAAACUAUUCCAAUUGGCUGACAGUAAACUAUUCCAAUUGGCUGACGGUAAACUGUUUCAAUUGGCUGACGGUAAACUGUUUCAAUUGGCUGACAGUAUACUAUUCCAAUUGCCAGAUGGUAAACUGUUUCAAGUGGCUGACAGUAUACUAUUUCAAUUGGCUGACAGUAUACUAUUCCAAUUGGCUGACGGUAAACUGUUUCAAUUGGCUGACGGUAAACUGUUUCAAUUGGCUGACAGUAUACUGUUCCAAUUGGCUGACAGUAAACUGUUCCAAUUGGCUGACAGUAAACUAUUCCAAUUGGCUGACAGUAUGUUUCAGUUUUCGGCAUCAUUUUCUUCACAUCUGUCGUAUCCACUGGCAACAGUAUGGGCUGAAGCUGUACCUGACUCGGAUCAAGCACAGCAUGCUAUUCAAUUGAAUAUGCCAGAAGCUUCUCUCUUGGUGAGUGCGCCCUCAUCUGCUCAUAAAAAAGAAUGGUUAUGGGCUAUUAACCAAGCUAUUGAUACAAUUCUAACCAAUCAGAAGAAGGAACAGAAAAAGGACUCUACAGUCCCUGUCAUCACACCACCACCAGCGCAGCAGAAAACCGGAGUGGUGCCGCCGCUGACGAGACAUGGAAAGCAUGUCUUCCAAUCUGGUUCAAAAUAUAAAGAUGCCACUUAUGAUGGACUGUGGUUGUCUGGGAAACCACAUGGCAAGGGUAUUAUGGUAUGGCCGGAUGGUAGCAAAUACACUGGUAAAUAUAUACUUGGGUUACAACAAGGUCAUGGUAUGUAUAUCAUUCCAGCCAGUGAGGCUGGUAAAUCAGAUUAUAUGUACGAUGGACAGUGGUUGGAAGGAAAGAUGCAUGGUGCUGGUAUACUCAGAUAUCACAAUGGUGAUAUCUAUGAAGGUUAUUUCAAGGAGAACCAGCGUCAUGGACACGGUAUGCUACGAUGCGGCAGUCUGACCUCCUCUGCACCUAGUGUUUAUAUCGGUGAAUGGGUCAACGACAAACGCUAUGGUUACGGUGUUAUGGAUGACAUCAAUAGAGGUGAAAAAUACAUGGGAAUGUGGCAGGAUGACUAUCGUCAUGGCAAUGCACUGGUAGUAACGUUGGAUGGAGUGUAUUAUGAAGGGACAUUCAUGCACAACAAACUUUCUGGUGUUGGUUUGCUUGUGACGGAAGAUGGUACUUGUUAUGAAGGAGAAUUGGCAACUGGUCCAACCCUGAAUGGAAAGGGUGUGCUGCGUCUUCCUAAUGGUGACUUUAUUGAGGGUACAUUCACUGGUUUAUGGGGAGAUGGAAUUAAAGUGAACGGUAAUUUUAAUAAGGCACCACUUGAGACACCUGACUCUGCACGUGUUACCAGUGGUCAGUACGUUGUGGAGGCGGAAAACAAAUGGGAAGAGAUCUUUACUCACUGUAAGAGUACGCUGGGCUGUCAUGAUAAAAUAGUACCAAGUCCUCAUAAAGCAUGGGAAGCAGUUGCUGUGGCUUUGAGUGCUGGAAAGCGAGGACAGUUGGCUAACAGUAAUGAUGUACAAAGCAAGGAAGGAGCAGGAAGUAUAGACAGAUUAGAGAGAAUACCAGUGUAUGAUAUGGAUACGAUUUCAGAUGAAGACUACGUUGCGAUUCAAAACUACUUAGAAAAGGCAUUUGAGGUAGCAUUACAUCCCCUAGGACAGUUAGUUGCCAGUUUAGUUGAUGUCUACAGGGCUACUUAUGUUGGUAUUGGAGCAAACCGAAUACUGUUAACCUAUGCUGUAUCUGAAAUUAAAUCAUAUGUCACAAGGCUUUAUAAAAUUCUAAGGAUUUUAUUUCCUGGUUUGCCGAGUGAAGAAACCGAAGUGAAGCCAUCACAGAGUCCAACACGUGAGAAUCCAUAUGGAUACAGUUCCAUGCAUGGAUAUGCAGGAAUGCAAUUAUCACCUGUGGAAAAGAAUGAUGAAAAGAAACUUCACAUCACAAGUGCUGGUUUAUUACAUCCAGUGUUGCUGCCACGUCUCUAUCCACCGUUGUUUACACUCUAUGCAUUACAGAAUGAAAACCUUGAUGAUAAAUACUGGGAGAGGAUAUUGAGAUUGAAUAAGCAAUCUGAUAUUGCACUCAUGGCAUAUUUAGGAGUCAAUCUAAAAUUCUGGUUAUUUGAUGAUUCAGCCGUGUCAACUACAAAAAAAACAUUAUCUGAAACUAAAGAUGAGUGCUAUACUGAUGCAGUGGAAACUCUACAGCAAAUCAGUACUACAUUCAGUCCAUCGGAGAAGCUGAGAAUCCUGAGACAAACAUUUGAGACCAUAAACCAAUCUGUGGAGAAUUCUUUAAAGGAAGAACACAUGUGGUCCAUGGAUGACUUGUUCCCCAUGUUCCAGUAUGUGGUAGUUAGGGCAAGAAUUCGACACCUUGGUUCUGAAAUCCACCUUGUAGAUGAUUUGAUGGAGCCACAUCUAGCGAAUGGAGAGCUUGGAUUAAUGUUCACAACUCUGAAAGCGUGUUACUUCCAGAUACAGAACGAGAAAGUGGCUUUCUAA